AUGAAAGAUAGCUCGGAAUUGCCUUUGACGGCUUACCAGCGCACGCAGCUCCAACAUCUCCGCACCGUGAUCAGUCCCUCGAGCCAAGUCAUCUUGGCACCUACAGAGCAUCACCAGCAUGACGACCAAGAACAACAACAACAACAGCAACAACGGCACCACCUGGGUUCCGCUGAUGCUGUAACGCAAUCGACGGCGGCAGAAGCUCCGGAAAACCCUACCGCCAAACGAACAGCGGAACUGUACACACAACUGGAUUUGGCUCGAAGGAUACGGCGCAGACUCGAGCAAUCCGUACAAACGGCAGAGGAAUUUGCCAGUGAGGAGUCCGACACAUUCAAAGUCCUGCGACAUAAUAAGCAUUUACUAUCACAGCGGCGGGACGAUGUUCUGCAACUCGUAGCUUUGACGGAGGCCGUACAGGAAGGCUUUACGCUCGACAAGUACGAUCAUUAUCAAAAGUUCUUCGCAAAGGAUGACACACUUGCGAAGCGAGCUCGACAAGUAGUCCGCGAUCAAGUGCGACGUUUAGCGGACGAAGAGCACGAAAAACUCGAGAAAAUAAUCAAGCGUUCCGAGGAAAGCUAA
Molecule: messenger RNA, 588 nt
Organism: Phaeodactylum tricornutum CCAP 1055/1
Lineage: Eukaryota; Bacillariophyta; Bacillariophyceae; Surirellales; Neidiaceae
Exons: 1
Coding region: 1-588 (195 amino acids)
Source: RefSeq, a predicted model, not a curated record